Messenger RNA from Eleginops maclovinus (Patagonian blennie), 6361 nucleotides. RefSeq lists its product as uncharacterized. The coding region runs from base 435 to 3965 and encodes 1176 amino acids. Lineage: Eukaryota; Metazoa; Chordata; Actinopteri; Perciformes; Eleginopidae. The record is from RefSeq and is a predicted model, not a curated record. The transcript has 4 exons. Gene Ontology annotation, biological process: protein ubiquitination. Gene Ontology annotation, molecular function: ubiquitin-protein transferase activity; zinc ion binding; protein binding.
UUGAAAUUACAUUGUGUAUUACUAUUUAAAAAUACUACUUUGAUCUUACCUCUGCGAAAGACGUUAAAAACCCUUGAUUUUAAUUAACGUAACUGCUCUGGUUAAAGUAUAGCUGAGACGGUUUCAAUAUAAUAAAGAUAAGAAACACCUUUUUACAUAUCUCACUCCUCCCCACUGUUAGCUCCACCUCUGCUCCAUAUUCACCAGAAGAGUCCCUGGUAUUUCCCAAUCCCUGUGUAAAUCAGUGAGAGGAGGAGCAAACCUGCCAGAGGAGCGGUUACACGUCACACUCAGGAAACAAAAGUAAAGUGUGUCAGAGAGGCAGCCACACUGCAGUCGGGACCAGUCUCUGUUUCUGUCUAAAGAAAAUACAAACUGAGUUCAUCAGAUCUUUCUCAACAACACAGCACAGUCUGUCUAACACUGGUGUAGAUAUGGCUGCUAAAAAUCUGCCAUCUGAAGAUCGGUUUCUCUGCUCCAUCUGUCUGGAUGUGUUCACUGAUCCAGUCACUAUACCAUGUGGACACAACUUCUGUAAAAACUGCAUCACUGAACACUGGGAUAGAAGUGAUCGGUGUCAGUGUCCCAUGUGUAAAGAGGCUUUUACCACAAGACCAGAUUUGAGAGUCAACACUUUCAUCUCUGAGAUGGUCGCUGAAUUCAGACAGUCGGCUCCACAGAAAGCCAGCAGCAGCAGCUCAGAGCAACAGGUCUUCCAACCAGAAGAGGUUCUCUGUGACGUCUGCACUGAAACCAAACUGAAGGCCCUGAAGUCCUGCCUGGUGUGUCUGACCUCCUACUGUGAGACUCACCUGGAGCCUCAUCUGAUAAUGUCAGGCCUGAAAAGACAUCAGCUGAUCGACCCUGUGGAGAACCUGGAAGACAGGAUGUGUCCGAAGCACGAUAAACCUCUGGAGCUGUUCUGUAAGACCGACCAGACAUGUGUCUGCAUGCUCUGCACUGUUUUGGACCAUAAGAUGCAUAAACUGGUUCCGCUAAAAGAAGAAUCUGAAGAUAAGAAGGCCCAGUUGGGGAAGACAGAGGCUGAAAUUCAGCAGAUGAUCCAGAAGAGACAACUGAAGAUUCAGGAGAUCAAACAAUCAGUCGACCUCAGUAAGGAAGAUGCAGACAGAGAGGUAGCAGAAGGGGUUCAGGUCUUCACCGCUCUGAAGGAGUCUGUUGAGAGAGGCCAGGCCAAUCUCAUCAACACGAUCAAAGAGAAGCAGAAAACAACAGAAAAACAGGCUGAGGCUUUAAUCAAAGAGUUAGUCCUGGAAAUCUCUCAGCUGAAGAAGAGAAGCUCUGUGGUGGAGCUCCUCUCGCGAUCUGAAGACCACCUGCAUUUUCUCCAGAGUGUGAAGACCCUAAACAUCCAACUCCCAUCACCCACCAAGGACUGGAGAAAUGUCAACAUCCGUCAAUCAUCAUAUGAAGGGACGGUGGAAAAAGCUGUGGCUCAUCUGGAAACGACACUCAGAGAACAGAGGAAACCGCUUAAGGCUAAGAUGAAGGUGGUCCAGCAGUACGCAGUGGAUGUGACUCUUGAUCCUGAAACAGCACAUCCCAAUCUCAUCCUGUCUGAUGACGGCAAACAAGUCAGUCUUUGUAAAAUGACAAAAAUACUACCAUACAACCCAAAGAGAUUUCAUUAUUCCGUUUGUGUUUUAGGUAAGCAGAGUUUCUCUUCAGGAAAAUAUUACUUUGAGGUUGAGGUCAAAGGAAAGACUGAAUGGGAAUUAGGAGUGGCCAGAGAUUCCAUCAACCGGAUGGGAAAAAUCCAACUGAGCCCUCAGAGGGGUACGUGGAUUGCCUGGUUGAGAAAUGGAAAAGAGUACAAAGUUUUUGAUGACCCUCCAGUCCUUCUCUCUCUGAAAUCUCAGCCUCAGAAGGUGGGGGUGUUUGUGGAUUAUGAGGAGGGUCUGGUCUCCUUUUAUGAUGUAGCUGCUGCAGCUCUGAUCUACUCCUUCACUGGCUGCUCCUUCACUGAGAAACUUUACCCAUACUUCAACCCAUGUGUUAAUGGUGGUGGUCAAAACUCUGCACCUCUGAUCAUCUCUCCUGUCAGAGUAAGUACAAAUAUGGCUGCUUCAAACUAUCUGCAAUCUGAAGAUCAGUUCCUGUGCUCCAUCUGUCUGGAUGUGUUCACUGAUCCAGUCACAACAUCAUGUGGACACAACUUCUGCAAAAACUGCAUCACCAAACACUGGAAUUCUAACUACCAGUACCUGUGUCCAAUGUGUAAAAAAGUGUUCAACGCAAGACCUGAGCUGCACGUUAACACUUUCAUCUCUGAGAUGGUCGCUCAGUUCAGAGAGUCUGCUCAACAGAAAGCCAGCAGCAGCAGCUCAGAGCAACAAGUCUUCAAACCAGGAGAAGUUCCCUGUGACGUCUGCACUGAAACCAAACUGAAGGCCCUGAAGUCCUGCCUGGUGUGUCUGACCUCAUACUGUGAGACUCACCUGGAGCCUCACCUGACCGCUCCAAGCCUGAAAAGACAUCAGCUGAUCGACCCUGUGGAGAACCUGGAAGACAGGAUGUGUCCGAAGCACAGUAAACCUCUGGAGCUGUUCUGUAAGAUCGACCAGACAUGUGUCUGCAUGCUCUGUGCUGUUUCAGACCAUAAGAUGCAUGAUGUGGUUCCUCUCAAAGAAGGAUAUGAAGGGGCGAAGGCCACGCUUGAGGUUCAAAUUCAGCAGAUGAUCGGAAAGAGACAACUGAAGAUUCAUGAGAUUAAAGACUCAGUCGUCCUCAGUGAAAAAGAUGCAGACAGAGAGGUAGCAGAAGGGGUUCAGGUCUUUACUGUUCUGAUGGAGUCUACUGAGAGAGGACUGAACAAGCUCAUUGAUACGGUCAAAGAGAAGCAGAAAACAACAGAAAAACAGGCUGAAAGCUUCAUCAAAGACCUAGAACAGGAGAUCUCUGAGCUGAAGAAGAGAAGCUCUCUGAUGGAGCGUCUCUCACACUCUGAAGACCACCUCCAUCUUCUCCAAAGCUUCCCAUCCUUGAAAGUUGCUCCACAAAACAAAGACUGGACAAAGGACAGCAUCCGUCCGUCAUCACAUGAAGGGACUGUGAGGAGAGCUGUGGUUCAGCUGGAAGAGACACUCAGUAAAACACUGAGGACGCUUUUUAAAACUGAGUUGAAGAGGGUUCAGAAGUACGCAGUGGAUGUGACGCUCGACCCUGAUUCAGCACAUCCUGAACUCAUCCUGUCUGAUGAUGGGAAACAAGUUAAACAUUGUGCUGUAAUGAAGAAUCUCCCAGACAACCCAGAGAGAUUUUCUUACUGUAAUUGUGUCUUAGGAAAGCAGAGUUUCUCUUCAGGCCGAUUUUACUUUGAGGUUGAAGUUAAAGGAAAGACAGAGUGGGAUUUAGGAGUGGCCAGAGAGUCAAUCAACAGGAAAGGUUAUAUCAGACUGAGCCCAGAAGAUGGUUUCUGGGUUAUAUGGUUGACAAAUGCCAAUGAGUACGAAGCUCUUGAUGGUCCUCCAGUCCUUCUCUCUUUAAAGUCUCAGCCUCAGAAGGUGGGGGUGUUUGUGGAUUAUGAGGAGGGUCUGGUCUCCUUUUAUGAUGUAGAUGCUGCAGCUCUGAUCUACUCCUUUACUGGCUGCUCCUUCAACGGGAAAAUCUACCCAUACUUCAGUCCUGACUGUAAUUCUGAUGGUAAAAACUCCGCACCUCUUGUCAUCUCUACGGUCAUGGUUCCCAAAGGGCCGGAGCUGAUCCCACUUGCCAUGGAACGAGGGGCGGGGAACACCUUCGACAUGUUGCCAGUCAACUACAGGGCUGACGAAGGGAGAAUGGUCCGGGGGACCGGUGGAAAACUUAAGCUGCCGCUGAAAAAGGGAAACUCUACAAAGAGCAAGCUUUUGCUGGCGAGUCCAAUGCCUAAUCCCUCUUUCUGUGAGGUGAAGCUGCCUCCUGCAUCAGCCUGCCGCCCUAAGAUCAGAUUUAACAUUGAUUAAGUAUGAAAAAUAAAUACACAGGCCUGUUCUUUAGCCUUUAGUAUCUACAGACUGCAGUAUGUCUUUGUUAUAGUUGUUCAAUAGAAUAAAUACUGACAGAUGUUUCCAUUUACUUAAUUACUGUGGCCAAUUUUGGGUUUUGAUUUGUGAAUAUUGGUAAGGUGGUUCUUUUCAGUAGUAUUUUGUUUCCGUUAUAGUUUAAUGUUGUGAUCUUUAAUAUUUCAGUCCUUGUUGAUCCGACGACACCGCUGGUUACUUGUGAACAAAGCAACAGUGUUUUGAUACAAGUGUAAAGCAACUUGAGCAACUGCUUAGUCAGAACUACAACAGAAAAAGCAAAAAUAGAGCAGGAGCAUAGCAAUAGAGCAAGGAAAAGAGUGUCUGGUCAUGCACACUGGCUAGAAUGGCAGCAUAUUGUUUUUAGGAGCCUCGAAGAAAAGAGGCAUUGGUGAAGGAGGGUGACAAACGUUGUGUAGAAACAAUUUCCUUUCUCCAGAAAACAUUUACAAAUGUAACUCAUUUUCAUUUUCUAUGUUUUACUGGCCUGUGCCACAAGAAAAACACACCACAAUAGGCGAUAGACUCCUUUCCCGUUGCUAAGUAUUCGUUUCUGAUUGUAUGCGUCACGUUCAACGCCACGGACAAAACAUGGAAGCAGGGUUCGUCGAAACUGAAAAUGUUCCAAUGAUUACUCCUUUGUGUUACUUAUUCAGCUCGUCUUUCAAAUCCCUGAAUCAAUGAUGGUGAUUGAACAGUAGAAAGAGAAAGCUUAAUCAGUUUGUUUCUCGCUGUUGUUUUGUUAAAUGUUUUUUACGAGGAGAGCAUAUUGUUUUGUAUGUUUUUAAUGCAUAAUUAUGGUUCAAAUCCCCAGAUGCCAGUGAGUGUUAGUGGGUAUUUUGUUCAGUGUAAACGGGGAUGUUAGUGGGUAUUUUGUCCAGUGUAAACGGGGAUGUUAGUGGGUAUUUUGUCCAGUGUAAACGGGGAUGUUAGUGGGUAUUUUGUUCAGUGUAAACGGGGAUGUUAGUGGGUAUUUUGUCCAGUGGGGGGAUUUUCAACUUAAUUCCCCAAGCCAAUAAAGAAAGACCAACAUGAUUUCAAUAAACCUACGGCAAUCUUUCUCCCUGCUAGUAAUUCUCCUGUGAUGCAGUUGGAGCUAACAGGGUAAAUAUUCCACAGCCUGAUGUUAACAAGGAAAGCAGCUGCACUGAACUGCUUGUCCUGAAACAAAAGAAGGGUGGCGAGUCGAGGCGUGGCAGCAUCGGGGACCCCCAUAAAUAUCCCUGAGCAGGCAGAGUAUGUCAGAGGACCAGGGAAAUACAGCAGCGUCAGCAAGAAUGAACCCUGCCGUUCACGUCUCCUCGUAUCAGGCCGUCAACCCAGACACCUCGCCGAAUACACGGUUUGGUGAGGGCUGAGACACCCGAGAGCUGCUGGUGUGACUUUUGAUUCAAGGCAAAGUCAACUGCAGUAAGAGGAGACACCCGAGUGAACCGUUCCUGCAGUCACACAACAGGGUCGGGUACGGCUCACAGAUUAGAAAAACAAAGAUUUGGUAUCAACUUUCCAGGCCACAAUGUUUCUUGGGAAUCAACAGGCAGCAUGAGAGGCAGGUUUCUGAGUUUGGAGGGCAAAGACUGAGCACAGGUCAUAAAUCUUAACCACCCCCUCUCUCUGCAGGGUCUCCCCCGGUCUUCUACACCUCUCGUAACAGCUCGUUAGGGCGCAGUCCCCCCAAACCUCCCACCCACUCAGCAAAAGUAUCCGAUACCAGCGUCGCUUGACGUAUUUUUGAGACCCAAGUUCAGCUUACACUACCAUUUUCCUGAGUAGGGGUGCUACUUUGAAAAGUAGGUCUAAACAUUAUUUUCUAAUUAAGUGUCAAGCUUUGCUCUCUGGAGUUGAGGGGGGGGGGGGGUCAGAGCAAAGCGACCAACUAAUUAAAACUGGGAUAUUGUCGUGACUAAAAAUAAGCGAGGUUUUCCCAGCAGCCCUGACACUGACCUUUACAGAGGGAUGAGGCAUUUUUAGCCCCACAGUGUUGGGAGUCUGGGUCAGACUGCCAGCAAAGUUCUGCAGAGGAAGGGGCAGCAUGUGGGGAUGUUCACAUCCAUCUCCCACCACCAUCAAAUCACUAAAUAAGUGUGUAUGUAGACCAAGAAGUGCACACCAGGUUAGAUAUUUUGACCUUUUCAGUUCAGUUUUUCAGAAUCAACACUUGUUCACCAAUGGAAGUGCAAUUAAUUCUUCCUUUGAUUUGUAAGAAACACAGAUUUAAAAAAGUACAUUUUGAUUUAGUUUGGCAAAGUGUUUUCUACAGCGGUUUGACAAUAUUACACACCGAUGAAUUUGAUGUUUGACAAAGUUGUGCUUUCUUUUUUGAUUAAUAAAGAAUGUUU